UUCUUCACUGCUCAGAGCCUAACGGAUGAAAUGGAUGCAUAUUUUGUCCACUCUAAUCCUAACGCCGAACUCAAAGAGGCGGUAAGUGAUCUCGGAAUGUCAUCUCCGGAACCGGAGAGAGCAGCGGCGGCAGAGGGUCAGAGGAAGAGGAAGAGGACCAUUUUCAGUCGCGCUCAACUGUCGGAGUUGGAGCGAGCCUUCGUGGUAACGCCGUAUCCCGACAUAACGUUACGAGAGAGGCUUGCGGCACUCACCCACCUUCCCGAAAGCAAGAUACAAGUAUGGUUCCAGAAUAGGCGAGCUCGUAGUACAAAGAGUGGCAGACUAAUCAGACCACUGAGGAGGAGUCCGGCUACAGUCAUGGGGUCAGACUGCUGUCCCGGUCCCAGCAUCAGCCGUAAAGGACCUGCUGUUGUUCCUGCAACACUAACACCAGGAGCUCACAGAUCUGAACCACGCUGGGGAGAUGUUGGGGAGCAGUUCUGCUCUGACUGGGUUGGGCAACAAAGUACCCCCAGGCAUCAUCAGCCACCCCAGCUGCCUCCUUCCUCCUCUUCUGACCAACCUGAAGCUUUAUUAUGGGAUGACAGAAGCCAUUCACACGUGGGAUGCCGUGAGAGCUUUGGGAGGCCCAGCCAAGCAGCCCAGGAGCAGUUGGGUCGGUUCAGUCAGCCGUGUGCCGCCACGCCAGGGUAUGGGCCCCCAAGACCCCAGCCUCACUCUGCUACCCCAGCAAAGGUUGGCUGUACAUCCCUGGACCAAGUGGUUCCCAUUCACUCGCAGCAGAGGUACUGGAACAUAGAGCAAGACUAUCAUAUCCCAGGUGGGGGUCAGACCUCACUGGGCUACAUCUCUGACCUGAUCUAUAAUGCUGCUGUUGUCACCAACCGGCUGGAAUUCUGAUUCUGCUCUAAUAUAAUG
Messenger RNA from Paramormyrops kingsleyae, 921 nucleotides. Its product is annotated as homeobox protein SEBOX-like. NCBI's taxonomy places the organism in Eukaryota, Metazoa, Chordata, Actinopteri, Osteoglossiformes, Mormyridae. The record is from RefSeq and is a predicted model, not a curated record. Gene Ontology annotation, molecular function: DNA binding.